GCUCUCUUUCAGAUGCCUCUUCUGAAUAAGCUUCUCGCCGGCGGCAACUCAAUUGCGGCGAACCACCCACUCCGGCGAAAAUGGAGGGGUAUAAUAUCUUCAUCUCGGUCGCCUUCGUAUCCGCUCUAAUCUGCGCCGUCGGCCUCCUAGUGGUGGGCCGCUGCGUCUGCCUCCGCUACUUCUACCACCACGGCGGCGGGAACACCGCAGCGAGCAGCUCCACGGCACAGUCGCCGCCCAACGGAGGUCCGAAGGAGGAGAGGAUCCUCUCGUCAGUCCCCAGAGUGAGAUACACCGGCGACGGAAAAGUGGGGGAGUGUGCAAUAUGUUUGACAGAGUUUAUGAAGGGAGAUGAGAUGAGCGUGAUGCCGCAGUGUGGUCAUGGGUUCCAUGUGAAGUGCAUAGAGAGGUGGAUGCGGCGGAGCUCGUCGUGUCCGUCGUGUCGGCAGAUUCUGGUGGAGCCCAGUAGGCGAUAGUGCGGCUCAGGCUGAAGCGCAAUCUUAAUAUAGUCAUGAUAAAAAGUUUUUGAGAACAACUUUUUAACAUUGUUAUAUCAUGUGCGGUGUAAUCAUUUAUUCAAAACAAAAUCUCUCUCUCUCUC
This is a messenger RNA of Vitis riparia (riverbank grape), 601 nucleotides long. Its product is annotated as RING-H2 finger protein ATL80. Lineage: Eukaryota; Viridiplantae; Streptophyta; Magnoliopsida; Vitales; Vitaceae. The record is from RefSeq and is a predicted model, not a curated record. The transcript has a single exon. The coding region runs from base 81 to 476 and encodes 131 amino acids.